GUCUGAGCAAAGGGCAGAAUGUGGAUACAGAAAAAAAAAAAAAGGAAGAAAGCAGGAUAAAUAGGUUCUACACUUAGAGAUCUGAAGGAACGUAUCCAGCUAGGCUGCUGCAGAAGAAAUGAGCAUAAUUUACAUAAUUUCGGUGUUCGCAAGGGAGCUGCCUGGAUACUUUAUCUUUGGCUGGAUCUUCAUGCCUGUGACUUUACUCCUACUGCUGCUCAUUGUCUAUUUCAGGAUCCAACUAUCAAAAGUUGAUAAGGAGCUGGCCAUGCUGUAUGACCCCAGAAACACCCUCCCAAACUACGACAUCAAUCAGCAGAAAACAUGGAGAUCUCGGAAAAACGCAAACAAAUAGGGGAACUGAAUGACAUUAAAGGGAGUCUCAAGCCUCAGGAUACAAGGUUACAACCAGUGCUCAGCUCUUCAGGCUUAAAUACAACCAGCUGAAGAUAAAUAUCAUAGAGGAGAACAAAAUGGAGAGAAGCUAGUGGCAUGCGGUACUAAUCAAACAGGUGUUGCCAUUCAAAAAGACCUCAUAGCAGUUUUGCUCUCUCACCUGUGGCCAAGCGAUCAGUACUUUCAUCAGCCCAUCAGACACCAGAGACCUCCUGCAAUGUACCGCAUCAGUUUGUUUAUGUGGCACAGGAUUCAGUGGGAUAGAAAGCACCUUGCUCACCAGUCCUUCACCAGCCUACAGAGAAGUACAUUCAAUAUUUAACAAGCUCCUAGGAGAGCUGAGUUACAUAUACAGUGAAGGCCGUCAUAUUAAAUUGAAAAUGCAAAAAUAAUAAGUUCAUACCAAGCAAUGACAUCUAGAAAUUGAAAAAGGGUGAUGGGGGGGAACUGACUUAUUUUUAUCCGCUUGUAUACUUUGUGAAAGAUCGUAGGUUUUCUAAAGUAUGGAAAUAAAAUAUGACAAUGAUGGGAAACAGAAGGACAUCGCUGAUCUUGCCAAAGUUUGAAAAAAUAGAAUGUUGUAAUCAGUAUUUUUCCAAACACUUAUUACUUUAUCCUGAGGACAAAUCUUGAAUAAAUUCUUACAAAAAGAAAUAACGAAAAAAAGA
Molecule: messenger RNA, 1064 nt
Organism: Tympanuchus pallidicinctus (lesser prairie-chicken)
Lineage: Eukaryota; Metazoa; Chordata; Aves; Galliformes; Phasianidae
Gene: SMLR1
Product: small leucine rich protein 1
Exons: 2
Coding region: 119-355 (78 amino acids)
Source: RefSeq, a predicted model, not a curated record